GACGAAACAACCUCAACACCACACCUGCAGGCCCAGUCCAUGGCUGUCUUCUGGACCAGAGAGACCUGGUUUUAUGACUGACCGUACCGACCGGUGACCAGCGACCGCAAUGGCGGUGCCGAAGCGGAAACAGUUGCAUGACGAGAAGCCCUCCACCGAGAACCAGUCCACGCGACGCGCGACGCGCCAACAUCCCACCACCGCCGACGACGAGCCUCCAAAACAGCUGCGGAGCGGCCGCACCAGGGCGGGCGCCUCCGAAAAGUCCUCCGAUUCACGAACGAGCAAGCGCAAGAGUGAUACGUAUGUCGCGGAACCACGACCCGCCAGCCGAGAUGGCCCUCGCCGGACGACGGCCAUCCCUCCACCAUCGAUCCCCUCGUCUCCCGAAGAAACGGCACGAACAAGGAGGACGGUAGCAGCACCACCACCGCCACAACAACAACCGCAGUCGAAAUCCACGAGGCAGACUCGUCGCGAGCCCAACGCCGGUCCAACCUCACCGUCACAACCGCGGGCACACCCCGUCCCAGUAGAGACACCCAUAUCGCCUCCCAAGCACCCUCUCCAGCUCCAGCGCGAGCAAGUCCGGCUGGCUAGCUCCGCACUCCCGCCCGGGCAGCCUCAACAUGCAGUUGAACCCCCAAACCCGAAGACAUCCCAACAGAGUCGUAUUCUUCCAGGACAGACGUCACCAGAAAAGACCCUGGCUAGCUCUGUCGCCAAGCCAAGAUCUGCCGUCAAGACUACUCCAAAACGGCAGUCUCGGCCGCUGAAGCCGCCGUCAACUCCAGGGCCAGACAGAAACAUCGAUAAGGUAUUUCUGGGAAAUAUUUGCUUCCGAGCGUGGUACCCAAGUUACUAUCCCAAAGAAGUCCUUGCCGACUCGGCAGGUAAUGCUGGUCCAGAAAAGGACGGACAGCCCACUCGUCAAGUCGGCAAGGUCGGUGGUGGCAAGCACGCUGCUCCCCAGCCUAUCUUGGAGAGACUCCUCGUGUGUCCCUGUUGCUUCAAGUACAGUCGAGAACUUGCCACAUGGUGGGAACAUAUCCGCUACUGCGAGCGCAAGGCACACGUACCAGGUCGCAAAGUAUAUACCCACCCGCGAACUGGAGUGCGGCAACCCAGGACGCACCAGGCAGGUGGUUCGGAUACAGCGACUGCAGAUACAGGAAAGGCGCGGAGAAAAGGCCAUGUGCACGAGGAAGCCAAGCCAGAUCCAAGCGCGGUCAGCCUAGACAGUGAGGGCGAAUGGAGUGUGUGGGAAGUAGAUGGAGAGAAAGACGGCCUGUUCUGCCAAAAUCUCUCGCUGUUUGCCAAGCUCUUUCUUGACAACAAGUCUGUCUUCUUCGAUGUCACCGGCUUCAACUACUUCCUGCUCGUCUAUACACCAAAACUCGCCCUUGAUGGCAGUCGCAAGGAGUACCCUGAUCCGGCCCUCGGCGAAGGAGCACCGCCUGCUAUAGCUCGCCCGCAAAUAGUCGGGUUCUUCUCGAAGGAGAAGGUGUCAUGGGACAACAACAACCUAGCAUGCAUCCUCGUCUUCCCACCCUGGCAGCGGAAAGGACUCGGCUCCUUGCUUAUGGGCGUGUCUUAUGCCAUCUCACGGCGGGAGGGCGUCCUUGGAGGACCUGAAAAGCCCAUCUCGGAACUUGGCAGGAAAGGGUAUAAUCGAUUCUGGGCGGGUGAAAUCGCCCGCUGGCUGCUGAGUCUGCCUGCGUCAGCACCGCGUGCAGAGAAGAGGCGGGCGGCCAAGGACGACAAGGCGGACCACGAGGUCCUUGUGGACAUUGCAGAUUGCAGCGAGGCGACAUGGAUAGUGCCCGAGGACUGUCUGCAGAUACUGCGCGACAUGGGGCUGGUCGAGGAAGCUGGUCUUGGGCCCGCCAAGCGCAGCCAAAACGGCACUGCCUCGAGUUCUGACGACCCUAAACACCACGGCACAGCAGACCACUCGAAUCACGCGUCUUCCAAAUCGGCAGCCACGGGCUCCAGCCAUGGCGGCACAGGAGGAGAGGGCGAAGAUGUGGUCAAGUUGGUACCUCGGGUCCGCCUUGACAAAGCUGCAGUGCAGAAAUGGGUCGAGACACACCGCAUCAGCCUGGAGCGGACUUGUGACCCAGACGGCUUCAUUCCCGGUUAUGCGAUUCGCAACCUGGACGAUUUCGAAUAGAAGUACAUGACGACACUUGUUGAGAGAGUCCACAUGGGACAAGAACGUGGAAAUAGAAGAAGCGCGGUAGCUCAGCAUCACAUUGGGUUUUUACAAGCGACAGACAUUUUGCCAUGUAUUCAGACGCAUAUUCGCUAGAGAUACCCAGGCAUCAAAUGAAAUCAAACCAAAGCUCUCAUGGAGUGGCCCCGAUCGCCAAGUCUUGAAUCACGAAGUCCGCUACCCUCUCCCCGAUAAGCAGCGCAGUGUUGUUCGUGUUGGCACCAACAUUCCUGGGCACGAUGCUCAAGUCGGCAACCUUGAGACCCUUGACGCCGUGGACGCUGCACCGCUCGUCGACGACACCGAGCUGCUCGCGCGGGGCCAUCUUCGCCGUGCCCAGGGAGUGCCAUGUCGUGCUGACGUUCUCGCGGACGAAUCUCUCGAUGGCGGC
Messenger RNA from Microdochium trichocladiopsis, 2606 nucleotides. RefSeq names its product acyl-CoA N-acyltransferase. The coding region runs from base 110 to 2173 and encodes 687 amino acids. Gene Ontology annotation, molecular function: histone acetyltransferase activity. Gene Ontology annotation, biological process: regulation of DNA-templated transcription. The record is from RefSeq and is a predicted model, not a curated record. The transcript is spliced from 2 exons. NCBI's taxonomy places the organism in Eukaryota, Fungi, Ascomycota, Sordariomycetes, Xylariales, Microdochiaceae.